CGGCGGGAGGAGGGGGCGCGCGCUUCCCGGAACAGCCCGCGCUGAGGGAAGAGGGGAAGAAAAUAAAACCCGUGGCUGGAGCUGAAGCUGGAGCUGCUGCUGCCGCUGCCGCCGCCGCCGCCACCGCCGCCUUGGCCGUCUGGAGCUCCCCCGCGCGGACGAUGCCCGCGGUGCCCGCGCGGGGCUCGGGGCUGUGAGGCCCGGGGCGCGGGGUAGCUAUGGCGACCGCUAGCGCGGCCCGCGGUGCCGCCUGACAGGUGUGGGCCCCGGCGGCGGCGGCGGCGGCGGCUCGGAGCAGCAUGUACGCCAAGGGGGGCAAGGGCUCGGCCGUGCCCUCCGACAGCCAGGCCCGCGAGAAGUUGGCACUGUAUGUAUACGAGUACCUGUUGCACGUUGGUGCCCAGAAGUCAGCCCAGACCUUUCUGUCCGAGAUCCGAUGGGAGAAGAACAUUACGCUGGGGGAGCCCCCAGGGUUCCUGCAUUCCUGGUGGUGCGUGUUCUGGGACUUGUACUGUGCAGCACCUGACCGCAGAGAGGCGUGUGAGCACUCAAAUGAGGCCAAGGCCUUCCAGGACUACGGCUCUGUAGCGGCCCCUAGUCCAGUGAUGGGGAGCAUGGCCCCCAGCGACGCAAUGGCAGCAGGCCCCAUGGCACCCGGCUUCUUCCAGGGCCCCCCCGGCUCCCAGCAGCCCCCCCACAACCCCAACGCCCCCAUGAUGGGGCCUCAUGUUCAGCCCUUCAUGUCACCGCGGUUCCCAGGGGGCCCCCGGCCCACCCUGCGGAUGCCGAGUCAGCCUCCGGUGGGUCUCCCAGGCUCCCAGCCCCUCCUCCCUGGAGCCACGGAACCCUCCCCACGAGCUCAGGGGCAUCCGAGCAUGGGCCCGAUGCAGAGGGUGACGCCCCCAAGGGGCUUGGCCAGCGUUGGACCCCAGAGCUAUGGAGGUGGCAUGCGGCCCCCACCCAACUCCCUCGGCGGCCCAGGCCUGCCCACCAUGAACAUGGGCCCUGGAGUGCGAGGCCCCUGGGCUAGCCCCAGCGGAAACUCGAUCCCCUAUUCCUCCUCCUCCCCCGGCAGCUACACGGGACCCCCAGGAGGAGGCGGGCCCCCUGGAACACCCAUCAUGCCCAGCCCUGGAGACUCCACCAACUCCAGCGAGAACAUGUACACGAUCAUGAACCCCAUUGGGCCGGGCGCUGGCAGGGCUAAUUUCCCGCUCGGCCCUGGUCCAGAGGGCCCCAUGGCGGCCAUGAGUGCGAUGGAGCCUCAUCACGUGAACGGAUCCCUGGGCUCGGGCGAUAUGGACGGGUUGCCGAAGAGCUCCCCCGGCGCCGUGGCCGGCCUGAGCAACGCCCCGGGCACCCCGCGGGACGACGGCGAGAUGGCGGCCACCGGGACCUUCCUGCACCCGUUCCCGAGCGAAAGCGUAAGCGACUGCGUCGACUCCCCCCCCGCGGCGGCGUCGGGCCGGAGGGGCCUGGCGGGCAGGCCCCGGCGGGGCGGCCGGGGGGCCAGAGCAAGACCGUGACCGCGGCGGGCCAGUACUCGCCGGGGAUGACCAUGAGCGUGUGAUGGGGCAGUAGCCCCGUGCCCACUGCCAGCCUCGGCUUCUGCCCAGUGCCCCUGCCUGGGACCAAGGUCCAGAGGCUCGGGCAGUCUGCUGGGUGAGGGUCUGAGGUCACACCUCGGGCAACAGUACUCCAGCUCAAGGAUUGGACAGCUGGGAGGCCCCGCACCAAGGACUCUCAUUUUAUAAAAACAAAACACAAAACGAAAGGACCUCAGAGACGUUCUGUCACGUGUAGGCCCUUCCUGCCAUUUCUAUUUUGUCCAAGGGGGCUCCCUGGGGACCUCUUUUCCCCUGAACAGCAGGGGGUGGGCCCCAUCAAUAAAUGUAACUUGGUUUUGGUUUUUUGGUA
Molecule: messenger RNA, 1917 nt
Organism: Hyaena hyaena (striped hyena)
Lineage: Eukaryota; Metazoa; Chordata; Mammalia; Carnivora; Hyaenidae
Gene: SSBP4
Product: single stranded DNA binding protein 4
Exons: 18
Coding region: 300-1526 (408 amino acids)
Biological process (GO): positive regulation of transcription by RNA polymerase II
Cellular component (GO): nucleus
Molecular function (GO): protein binding; single-stranded DNA binding
Source: RefSeq, a predicted model, not a curated record